CCUGAUUUAGUUUGCCAUUUACGUCUUAUCAAAAUAUAGCACAGUCAGAUUUUGCCAGUUUCCUCUCUUUCAUCUGUCUCUUUCAUGGCAUCAGGCACCCUUUUCUUAUCAUCGAAGCUUUCUCCUUUUCCAUACUCCGCCCUUGCAACUGCUUCCUACACAGCGAGGGUAGAAGUCACGUACGAUGAAGAAGUCAUCAAACCUACUCUUCGCCUCAUGAAUGGAUCGAAUAUCGAUGAAGAGGAGGACAUCGUUCACGCUCUAGGAAAAGCUGGAGGUCUGGCUGAAGAUAGCGCCAAGGCGGCCUCGUUCUUCGCGUUGGCAAAAUCCUUGUCUAAAACUACUGCUGUGCCCGAGAUCAUGACUACCUUGGACUCCCUUGACGACCAUCUAGCGUGGAGAACAUUUCUUAAUGGCCAUGAUAUCACCACAGCUGAUUGGAUUGUCUGGGGGACAGUCAAAGCAAGUGUGAGGAUUACCGGUCUACUGAAAAAUGGAAAGCACGUCCAUCUUUCAAGAUGGUCGUCUUAUCUCGAGUCCCUCGAAUCCACUCAAUCAGCUCUUGCAAGUCUCACGGCAGCGAAAGCAAACAAAGCUCGGUCAACCAAAGUAGCUGCGGGAUUUGCUCUCGGACUGGAAGGAGCGAAGAAGGGACAGGUUGUGACACGUUUUCCGCCAGAACCCAGCGGUUAUCUUCACAUUGGCCAUGCAAAAGCCGCGAUGCUGAAUCAGUACUUUGCGAAUAUGUACGAAGGAAAACUCAUAAUUCGGUUUGAUGACACUAACCCGUCGAAGGAGAGAUCUGAAUUUGAGGUGACAAUACUGGAAGAUCUCGCCCUUCUGGAGAUAAAAGGCGACGUGGUCACCCACACCUCUGACUACUUCGAUCAAUUAUAUGAGCUUGCGGUCAAAUUGAUCCAGUCCGGAAAAGCCUACACAGACGACACGGAGCGAGAAAAGAUGCAAUUUGAGCGACGAGAGGGAAUUGCCUCUGUUCAUCGUAAUGACAACAUUGAGGAUAAUCUCAAACAUUUUGCGGAGAUGAAGACAGGAUCUGACGAGGGCCUUCGGUGGUGUCUUCGGGCGAAGAUGAGUGUAGACGAUCCGAACAAGGCGUUGAGAGAUCCUGUCAUCUACAGAUGUAAUCCUCUACCUCAUCACCGUACUGGUGACAAAUGGAAGAUUUAUCCAACAUAUGAUUUCGCCUGUCCCGUCGUAGACUCACUUGAGGGCGUAACACAUGCUCUCAGGACCAACGAGUAUCGCGAUCGAAACCCUCAAUACUGGUGGAUGACGGAUGCUUUAGGAUUGAGAAAAGUCAACAUCUGGGAUUUCAGUCGCCUUAACUUUAUCUAUACACUCCUUUCGAAGCGAAAACUCCACGAAUUUGUCAAUAAUGGUCUUGUCCGUGGAUGGAAUGACCCACGAUUCCCGACUGUCAGGGGUAUUCGUCGCCGUGGUCUCACCGUAGAGGCCUUGAGACAAUUCAUGCUGUUGCAAGGCCCUUCGCAGGCCAUCGUCUCGCUUGAAUGGGACUCUAUCUGGGCACUGAAUAAAAAGGCUAUCGAUCCCAUCGCUCCUCGGCAUUGGGCUAUCUUGGAGAACAAGAAGGUUCCCGUGACUGUCAAAGGUGGACCGUCAAGCCCAGAGGUCAAGACCCUCCCAAAACACAAGAAAAAUCCUGAUGUUGGAGAGAAGAAGACUAUAUACACGUCAACGAUCCUCAUCGAUCAAGAGGACGCUGUUUCUUUUGACGACCAGGAGGAGAUCACGCUCAUGGACUGGGGCAAUGCCUUCGUUAGGUCAAAAGUGGUCGAUGCAUCCGGUCGAGUAAUGUCUAUCGAGCUGGACCUCCACCUCGAGGGCGACUUCAAAAAGACCAAAAAGAAAAUCACCUGGCUUUCCCAAUCUACACCCGAACAUCCUCUUACCCCCGUUACACUGCUCGAUUACGACUAUUUGAUCACCAAAAAGAAGCUCGAGGAGAACGAUAACUUGAAGGACUUCAUUACACCCGUUACAGAGUUCAGGGAGGCUGCACUCGCAGAUGCUAACGUCAAGGAUCUAAAAAAGGGUGAUUACCUUCAGUUUGAGCGGAGAGGGUACUUCAUUCUGGAUGGAGAGAACAAAGAGGAUGGAAGGCUCGAAUUCAUCCGUAUUCCAGAUGGCAAAGCCGCAGGACUGGCGAGCAAGGCAGGUGCUUCCACUACUGAGCCAGAUAGAUAGAUAGUGUCUGAAAACCUCGAGAGGUACGUGUACUAUGUACUGGAGUGAUAUCAAUGUAGUAAAAUUGUAUGAUUAACGCCAGUCGCUGGCAUUCACCGAG
Molecule: messenger RNA, 2326 nt
Organism: Marasmius oreades (fairy-ring Marasmius)
Lineage: Eukaryota; Fungi; Basidiomycota; Agaricomycetes; Agaricales; Marasmiaceae
Exons: 9
Coding region: 85-2226 (713 amino acids)
Biological process (GO): translation; glutamyl-tRNA aminoacylation
Cellular component (GO): cytoplasm; methionyl glutamyl tRNA synthetase complex; cytosol
Molecular function (GO): glutamate-tRNA ligase activity; ATP binding
Source: RefSeq, a predicted model, not a curated record